Molecule: messenger RNA, 3225 nt
Organism: Austrofundulus limnaeus
Lineage: Eukaryota; Metazoa; Chordata; Actinopteri; Cyprinodontiformes; Rivulidae
Gene: ccdc146
Product: coiled-coil domain containing 146
Exons: 24
Coding region: 105-2969 (954 amino acids)
Cellular component (GO): cytoskeleton
Source: RefSeq, a predicted model, not a curated record
AAACUGAUUCGUCAAGCUAAUAAGAUGAGAAAACUUUACGCUGCAUAGAAUAGUUUUGUCGGACUAAAAAGCGAGGAUUUCAUUGAGAAGAAGAAGUGUUUAACAUGUAUUUUGCAUUAGAGAGCAGAUCUGAGGAGCAGGAGGAGUCCAGGCCUCCCAGCGCAGACAAACCAGAGUUUGAAGAACAGGAGGAGGAUCRUGCACCAGACGCUUUGUUUCUAGAAGGUCAGCUGCUGACAAAGGCUGACGUCUCUUCUUGUCCUGCCUUCCAAAUCUUAGAAGAGAUGUUGUUGUCAAACCAAAUUAGCCAGACUACAGCAGCCGAACUGAAAUCCAGCUACGAGCGACUUUAUGACAACUUGAAGUGUGCCCAGAAUUCUCAGAUCCGGCUUUUGGGAGAAGCGAAGAGGCGCCGGGCCGAGCUGGAGAAGCUUCGAGCCGAAGUAGACGGCGCCGAGGAGCAGCGCAGCUCCAAGGAGACCGAGGGCGAGGUCGGCAAACUCAGGCGACAGCUCCUUCAGGCGUACGAGCAGCUGGGGGCCGCCGAGGAGAGGGAGUACGAGACGCAGCACGAGCUGGAGUGUCUCCAGGAAGAGAAGCUGUGUUUGGAGAAGGAGGUUCAAACAAAACCUGCUAAGCUGGAAACKGAAACAGAAACCUUGAAGGAUAAGUGUGAGGACCUGAGGAAAGAGGUGACCCAGAGACAACUGGAUGUACGAAACUUAAUGGAGGAUGUGGAAACGCACAAAAUGCUGAUAGUGAAAGAACAGGAAGAGCUGGAAGAAAAGAAGAAGAUUAUUGAACUGAAAGAGGCUGAAAAUGCCAGGCUUAUCAGCAUACCUGAUCAGAUAAUAAAGGAGACUGAGAGGAAACGCUCAAACUGGCAAGCUGCAGUGAAGAAGAUGGAAGCACUAAAUAUGGAGAUUUCUGAAACUGAGCAGCAGAUGAAGGUGGUGGAUGAGCGUAAUGACGCCAUGAGGAUGAUGAGGGAAGAGGUGGCUCGGGAGCUGGAGGAAGUCAGGGCCCAGAUAGAGGCGUGUCAGCGGGAGCAGAGAGAGCUCCUGAAGAAACAGGAAGUCAGCAGAGAGGAGAUGGCUGACCACAUGGGCACCAAAGGUAUCUUAGAACUGAAGCUGCAGAACCUGAUGAGUGACAGAAAGCACCUGAAUGAGAGACGACUGGUGCAGCUCAGGGAGAAGAAUCGGCAGAUACAAGUGGUUCAAAGGAUGGAGCAGGCCCUGACCAUAGCCACUGAGCAGCUUGUACACACCAAGUCUGUGUACAGUAAACUACAAGCACAGCUAGAUGCUGUUCCCAAACGAGAGGCUAGCGUUCAGCAAAGGAUGGAGCUCCAGAAAGAGGUGGACACUCUUAAAGUCAGCCUUGAAAAACAGCUUUCGCUGGCUGAGAAGGAAAGCCAGAGGAAGCAGCAGUAUGGGAUGCUUCAGGAGCUGCUCAGGGAAUCAAACCGCCUCAGAGAAGAGCUCCAUGACCUCAAAUGUCUGAGACAGAUAAAAGCAGAGGAGAGGAGCAAGAAGCACCGUGAACUGCUUCGAACAGAGCAACUGAGCAGUCGCCUCCAGCAGGAGCUGAGAGAGAAAGACCUGAUCAUCGUGGACCACGGCAAGCUGAACGCAGCGCUGCAGCGAAGAAUAUUACAGUAUUCAAAACUGUGUGAAAUGGUCACGGAAGAGAAGAAUAGGUAUGUGAGACUGAAGGAGAUCGCCUCACAGACGAUCACAGAAUUGACAGAGCAGAUUAAAGUGCUGGAAAACGAGAUGGAAAUCCAGCGCACUGUCGCUGUCAGCAAAGACAGGUCUCUCACAAAGGCUCAAAUGAAGGUUUCUAAUAGUUCCAGAACGAGGGAAAAACUACGCAAUGACAUCUCCAAGGUUGCCUGGAGGCAAGAUCAGAUCAAUGAACAGAGUGAAGACAACAAACUAGAACUAACAAAACUCCAACAAGUGAUUAAACUCCAAGAGGAGACCCUUCUGGAAAUCAACCGAAGUCAUGAAUCAGCCGUACGACGACGCGAUUUUCUUGGAAUCCAACUCUUGGAACAGGACGAAGUUUUGUUCAGCUACCACGAGCAGACGUUCAACCUGGAGGCAGCCAUCACUAAGGGCAAAGUCGCGCUGGAGACCCUGGAGAAGAGCGCGAGGGAGCUACAGUUAGAGAUCAACGAGGAGAAGAGACAAAUAGAGCGGAAGCAGAAGGAGGUGCUCCUGAAGAGGAAACUGGAGGAAGAGAUCACCGUGCUGCAGAUACAGCUGUCAGAAGCCAGAGACAAGACCCUUGAAAGUCUGAACCAAACAGCUGGUUACAAGGAGCUAAAAGGCAAAGACCCAUCUAUUGCAGAGCUCACCGAGAAAAUCGAGCGGCUGGAAGUGAGUCUAGCCGAGCGCGAGAGGCAGUCGCUGGAAAAAGAACUCCUGGUGGAGCAGGUGACCCGGCUGUCAGAGCCGCUCGGGGAGCAGGUGGAGAACGGCAGGCGGGACAGUCUUACGCUGGCAAAGAAGUUGAACGAGGUCCGAACCAGCGUGUUCAACGCCAGCCAGCGCAUCAUGGCCGUUUCUGCCGAGCUCUCUGUGACGCAGGCGGCUGCUUUGUCUCAGCAGCAGCAGAUUAAGGAGAAAGAGCUCCAGAUGGACAGGUGCCAGCAGCGACUGGAACAGGGCCUGCCGCCGUUCCCUGAGAUAGAGGAAGAGUGGAGGAGGAUGCUCCGGGACAAGAAGAGGAGACAGAGGAACAAAGAGGAGAGGCAGAGGCUCGCUGAGGAUGAAUGGAGCCAGUUGCCAAACGGAGUGUACACCACGGCUGAAGCCCGCCCCGACGCGUACAUCCCCCAGAACGCCUCUCUUCCUCUGCCCAAACCCUACGGCGCUCUAGCCCCCUUCAAACCAUCCCAACCGGGGGCCAACAUGAGGCACAUCCGCAAACCAACACCCAAACCCUCGGAGAUGAAAUAAACAUCACACGUUUUUAAUAAGGUGAUGCUCUGCCUCUCGAGCAGGUGGAUUCUGCCCACGAUUCCAUCCAUCUCUGCCUUCGGUCCCGCCUGAAUUCGUCAAACACGGAGAACUUGUUUAUGAGCAAACUGCCUCAUCUUUCGCCCCCGAACGUCCAUCAGUUCCACGUCUUCAAGGCCCAGUCAGAGGCAACUCGUCCGCUCCAAUCCAUCCACCCACCCUGGCCCCUCAUCCUCCUCUUUUUUAUUCCUUUCCC